This is a messenger RNA of Saxophila tyrrhenica, 969 nucleotides long. It is a transcript of the gene TMP1, whose product is annotated as Thymidylate synthase. Gene Ontology annotation, molecular function: thymidylate synthase activity. Lineage: Eukaryota; Fungi; Ascomycota; Dothideomycetes; Mycosphaerellales; Extremaceae. Gene Ontology annotation, biological process: dTMP biosynthetic process. Gene Ontology annotation, cellular component: cytosol; mitochondrion. The record is from RefSeq and is a predicted model, not a curated record. The transcript has 2 exons. The coding region runs from base 1 to 969 and encodes 322 amino acids.
AUGGCACCAGCAGCAGUCGAGGAGAUUGGUCCAGCAAGCGGUCCGGAUGUCCAGCUCAAGCCGGAGACAGGAGCGUCAAAUGGUAAAACAGAACAAGAUCCAUCAAAACCUCACGAAGAGUACCAAUAUCUGAACCUCAUCCGCGACAUCCUGCGAAAUGGUGAACAUCGACCAGACAGGACAGGAGCCCUCGUCUUGCCACUGCUCACGAGCAAACGCGUCUUCCUGCGUGCCGUCCUUGCGGAGCUACUCUGGUUCGUCUCCGGCGACACGAAUGCAAAGAACCUUCAAGAUCAGAACGUCAAGAUCUGGGAUGGCAACGCAUCGCGCGCCUAUCUUGACUCCAUCGGCCUCGGACACCGCGAGGAAGGCGAUCUAGGACCAGUCUACGGCUUCCAAUGGCGGCACUUUGGAGCGGAGUACGACACCUGCCAUAGCGACUACAGUGGCAAAGGUGUGGACCAGUUGGCAGAAGUCAUAAACAAGCUGAAGAAUAAUCCAUACGACCGGCGGAUCAUUCUAAGCGCCUGGAAUCCUGCGGACCUGAAAAAAAUGGCACUCCCACCUUGUCACAUGUUUGCCCAGUUCUACGUCUCAUUCCCUGCUAGUGCGCCAUUGAGAGAAGACGGAUCGAAGCGUGGCACACUGCAUACACUUUUAUACCAACGGAGCUGCGACAUGGGGCUGGGUGUGCCAUUCAACAUCGCCUCGUAUGCGCUGCUCACGCACAUGCUCGCGCGGGCGUGUGACUUGAUUCCGGGGAGCUUGACGCAUACAAUGGGAGACGCCCAUGUGUAUCUGGAUCAUCGAGAAGCGCUGGAGGUGCAGAUCCAGCGGGUGCCAAAGGACUUUCCGACCUUGGAGAUCGAGAAGGAGGCAGGCUGCAGUAUCGAUGGCUGGAAGGUGGAAGACUUCAAAGUAAUUGGGUAUGAGCCGCACAAGGGCAUUGCUAUGAAGAUGAGCGUAUGA